Messenger RNA from Sesamum indicum (sesame), 372 nucleotides. The record is from RefSeq and is a predicted model, not a curated record. Lineage: Eukaryota; Viridiplantae; Streptophyta; Magnoliopsida; Lamiales; Pedaliaceae.
AUGGCUGGAAUUAUCAGGCCAAUGUGCAUUGUCCUCAUCGCCGCUAUCUUGGCUGCGGCAAUUUCCCCUCUGGGCGAGGCGACGAUAGGCUACUACACGGUGGUUACAUACCUGACUACAUGCCGGCCAUAUUUGACCAACAAAGGCUCUCUAGGCAAUUGUUGCAAUGGAGUUAAGGGUCUGUAUCGCAUAGCCAAGACUACACAAGAUCGUCAAAGCGUGUGCGGCACCUUGAAAUAUCUCGUUGGCUCAUACAAAGGUAUCCACCUGAACAAGGCCGCUGGACUCCCUAGACAAUGUGGCGUCAAUAUUCCUUACAAGAUUAGCCCUUCCACUGAUUGCUCGAAGUAUGUACAUGUUUUGGUGACCUGA